Messenger RNA from Colletotrichum godetiae, 982 nucleotides. RefSeq lists its product as uncharacterized. The transcript has a single exon. NCBI's taxonomy places the organism in Eukaryota, Fungi, Ascomycota, Sordariomycetes, Glomerellales, Glomerellaceae. Bases 162 to 809 code for a protein of 215 amino acids. The record is from RefSeq and is a predicted model, not a curated record.
AGCCUGAGUCGAACCCGAUUAUCCACCUCUAAGCGAAGAAGGGCGAUCACGAUUGCUGACAUUGGCGCUGACCUGGACGCUGAUGCUGACGCUCGGGACGAUGAAGCGAAGCGCUGCAGAAGUUUUUCGAUUGCUGCCUUCCACGCAUUUCCUAGACUUCCAUGCAUAUGUCAGCCUCGUGUCGUUGUUGUGGAUGGGCUUGUAAGCUGUUGGUUGACGUCGGCCCAAUUUCCAGAACAUUUCUCCCGCUUCUUCGUGACAGGGAUGUGUACGUGACUACGUCCCGCGCCGUUGAAAUGAAAGAAAACGUUAACGAGCUUAAUGAACGCUAUUCGCACGAGUACGGACGUAGACGGAUUGGCAAACUUCGUUUUCCGAAAGGAUGGGGUCGACCCCUCCUCUCUUUCUCUCUCUUUCGCAAACAGCCAGAUUGUCUCACGGCAUGUGGCCGUACUGUAGAUUGCCAUGAGGGAAUUAGCUGGGGAUACCGCUAUGUUGCGUGGGCCGUGGGCCGUGGACGCCGGGACGGUGGUCGGGCUGCGUGGCACAAGUGUCCUUGUGGCCCAGUCCAACGGCGAUUCCGUUGCUGGGGCCUCCAUGUUGGUGAAAAGUCACCAAAUAUCCGCACCUUGGGCCUUUUCUGCCCCCUCGUCAUUCCGUUUUGCCCUCUUGUUCGUGCGUGGGGAGAUUCAGAUCAGGGCAUGACGAUAACUUUCCGGAUCGGUUCAAUUCCCAGAGCUUUGCGUGAAUCAAGUCCAUGUCGCAUGCAUGGGAAGACAUCAUGUCAACCGACAGCUAUUAGUCCGUAGCCGCUACCAAGCUCUUCCCCGGGAUGAUCAGCAAACACUGUUUAGAGGGGCUGGAGGCUGGAGAAUACCGUGACAAACCCGAGAGCGGGCCAAGGAUGACGGAUGGAAUAAAUCUAGAACGAAGGGGGUCAGGGAGGGCCCGGAAGAAGAUGACACGGGUCAGCGGAAGUAUC